This is a messenger RNA of Colletes gigas, 571 nucleotides long. RefSeq names its product histone H3. The record is from RefSeq and is a predicted model, not a curated record. NCBI's taxonomy places the organism in Eukaryota, Metazoa, Arthropoda, Insecta, Hymenoptera, Colletidae. The coding region runs from base 22 to 432 and encodes 136 amino acids. Gene Ontology annotation, molecular function: protein heterodimerization activity; structural constituent of chromatin; DNA binding. The transcript has a single exon. Gene Ontology annotation, cellular component: nucleosome.
CACGUUGUGAUCGCUGUUGUAAUGGCUCGCACCAAGCAAACUGCUCGAAAAUCUACCGGUGGAAAGGCUCCACGGAAACAGUUGGCGACCAAGGCUGCUCGCAAGAGUGCACCGGCCACUGGCGGCGUGAAGAAACCUCAUCGUUACAGGCCUGGAACCGUUGCUCUUCGUGAAAUCCGAAGAUACCAGAAGAGCACGGAACUUCUGAUCCGUAAAUUACCGUUCCAACGUCUGGUUCGUGAGAUUGCUCAAGACUUCAAGACCGACCUUCGAUUCCAAAGCUCCGCCGUCAUGGCUUUGCAAGAAGCCAGCGAAGCUUAUCUCGUCGGUUUGUUCGAAGAUACCAACCUCUGCGCAAUUCACGCCAAACGUGUGACCAUCAUGCCCAAGGACAUCCAGCUGGCUCGUCGUAUUCGUGGAGAAAGAGCUUAAAUCUUUUUUUCCCAAAAAAAAUCGGCCCUUUUCAGGGCCCAAAUUGUUAGGCGUGGUGCUAAAUUUCUUGUUCAACUUGUACGUUUUAUAAAAACUACAUAAUUCAGAACAGUUUUUCAGCAGUUUGAUAAAAAACUAA